This is a messenger RNA of Helianthus annuus (common sunflower), 324 nucleotides long. Its product is annotated as cyclin-dependent protein kinase inhibitor SMR6. Gene Ontology annotation, biological process: regulation of DNA endoreduplication. Bases 1 to 324 code for a protein of 107 amino acids. The transcript has a single exon. NCBI's taxonomy places the organism in Eukaryota, Viridiplantae, Streptophyta, Magnoliopsida, Asterales, Asteraceae. The record is from RefSeq and is a predicted model, not a curated record.
AUGGGUUUCUCGAAGAAGCAACAAGUGGAUGGGGAUUCGAUCGAAGGGAAGAUAUGGGUGAUUUCCGGACUCACCAUGUGUGCUCCGUUGAAGUCUGUAUCUAUUAAUGGUGAAUAUGAUGAAAGUUUGGAUUCGGGUUCAACAACGCCGACGAAGAAGGAAUCGAGGGUCCCUGAAAAGUUUCGAUGCCCACCGCCACCAAGGAAGCGUCGGCCGGUGUCCAACUGCCAACGAAAAGGAGAUGUUGAGUAUUUUACUUCACCGGAGUUGGAUUCCUUCUUUGAACACUUUGCGAAUUCGGAGAGAGGGAAAUGCAUUUCUUAA